Molecule: messenger RNA, 2133 nt
Organism: Cannabis sativa
Lineage: Eukaryota; Viridiplantae; Streptophyta; Magnoliopsida; Rosales; Cannabaceae
Product: LEAF RUST 10 DISEASE-RESISTANCE LOCUS RECEPTOR-LIKE PROTEIN KINASE-like 1.1
Biological process (GO): protein phosphorylation
Molecular function (GO): polysaccharide binding; ATP binding; protein kinase activity
Source: RefSeq, a predicted model, not a curated record
CAAGAGUAUUUUCUUUCUUGGGAUAUUUUGAAGAAUAUGGCUCCUAUUCCUAUUCCUAUUCCUCUCUUGGUUUUCUUCAUCAUCAUCACUACUCAUUCUCUCCUUUCAAUCUCAGCUCAUGAUAAAUGUCCACCAUUCUUUUGUGGGAAACUUGGCUCAAUUAGCUUUCCUUACAACAAUAAAACCAAUCCUGAAUGUGGAGUGUUUACUGUUGAUUGUUCAGAAGAAAACAAACCAAAGAUUCAACUAAAAGAAGAAGGACAUUGGUAUGCCAUUAAGAACAUCUCUCAAGCAAAUUCGAUUCUAAUUGAGGACACAACAUCAUUGCCUUCUUCGAAUUUCGCCAAUGAUUGUGAAACUAUCAAUAGUUUCGCUCUUCCCCGACGCAAUUCAUCGCUAUUCAGUUACAACUUAACAGCUGAGAAUUCACUAAAGUUUUACAAUUGCAGCCAUAGUGUUGGAUUGGAAGAUUUUGGUCAAAUUAAGUGCAGAGGCAGAGACAGAGACUAUGAUUUGUUCUUGUACAAAAACAUAAGUUCUCCAAUGGAACAACAAUGUCCAAUGAUUGAGCUUCCACUUCCAACAUCAAGACAUCAUCAACAUGAUCCAUUUUCGAUUCUUUUUACGUUUCAAGCUCAAAUAAGUUUUGAUUGUGCAAGUUGUCACUUCUUAAAAGGAGGGAAAUGCUACAACAAUGACCAAAAUCAGUUAGUGUGUUUAACUGAUGAAGGAGAUGAGAAGAAAAAGCCAAAGUUAGCACUAAGACUGGGACUUGGAUUAGGGUUAGGUUGUGGAAUUGUUUUGACCAUAAUUGGGUUGGGAAUCAUUAUGUGGCGCAGGAAACAAAAACAUGUUACAAAAACCAUGGCUGAUGAUCCUUAUAUGAAUAUAGAGGAUGUACAAGGAAGGACAAGUGGCUAUCUUGGGGGUGUUCUUGUCUUUUCUUACAAAGAUCUCACUCAAGCUACUAAUAACUUCCAUUCUAAAAGAGAACUUGGACAUGGAGGUUUUGGAACUGUUUACUAUGGCAAACUCAAAGAUAGGAGAGAAGUAGCAGUGAAGAGAUUCUAUGAGCACAACUACAAAAGAGUAGAACAAUUCAUGAACGAGAUAAAAAUCCUCACACUCUUGCGCCACAAAAACUUGGUAUCCCUCUAUGGCUGCACUUCACGCCGCAGCAGAGAACUCCUCCUUGUCUACGAGUACAUCCCCAAUGGCACAGUCGCCGACCAUCUCCACGGACACCAUGCAAAAACCAGCCCCUUAACAUGGCCAAUUCGCCUAAGCAUUGCCAUAGAAACCGCCAGCGCUUUGGCCUACCUACAUGCAUCAGACAUAGUCCACCGCGAUGUCAAGACCAACAACAUUCUCCUAGACAACAAUUUUAGUGUCAAAGUUGCGGAUUUUGGCCUAUCAAGGCUUUUUCCCAACGAUGUAACUCAUGUUUCAACCGCGCCACAGGGGACCCCUGGCUACGUUGAUCCAGAGUAUCAUCAGUGUUAUCAACUGACGAGUAAGAGCGAUGUUUAUAGUUUUGGAGUUGUUCUUGUUGAGCUCUUAUCAUCUAUGCCUGCUGUUGAUAUAACAAGACAUAGAGAUGAGAUCAACCUCUCUAACUUUGCUAUAUGCAAGAUUCAAAAAAGGGCUUAUAAUGAGUUGAUUGAUGACAACUUGGCUUUUGAGUGUUUACAACAAGAUAAGGAAAUGAGGCCUACAAUGGAUGAGGUUUUGGAGAGACUUAAGAGAAUUGAAAUUGAGAAUUAUGAGGUUGUUGGUGGAAAUAGUUCUUCUGAGUUGAUCAAUACGAGUAAUGUUGGAUUGUCAAAGAAUAUAAAACAUGAGCCAUUGCCAUCUCCCAAUGCUGUGAUUGAAAAUUGGCCUAGUACUAGUACGCCUACCACUCCUAAUUUCAGUGCCUAAAUUUAGUUCUUUUGCUAAAAUUUGAAUAGAAGUGUAUAAUUAGUCAUGUUUGGUUGAUUGUGCUGUUGAGAUUAAUGAUACAAUUACACUUAGUAAUAGCUACCAAACCAUAACCCAUGUAGAGUUUUGAUAAUUGGAUAAAUUCUAUUUUAGUGUAAAAGUAUCAUUGAUGCACUGGAUAGUUUGCCCUUCUAUUGUCUUUUUUUAACAGAA